GGGGCGGGGCCGGGGGCGCCGGGGCCACACAGGGGGAAGGCGCCGCAGGGAGGGGGUCGGGAGCGACAGGUCGCCGCAGAGUGGGGAAGGCCAGCCGGCGGCCGUCGCCGCACAGCCCUCGGGCCCAACCCCUCGAGGUGCACCCCAAGUCCCCCGGGCCUCGCCAGGUCCCCUCAGCUCUGUUCCACCUUCCUUCAGAGCUACUCCACACCGCGCGCCAGAAGCCCUCCCCACAGGUUCCCAAUCCCCGUGGACCCCUUCCCGGUUUCCUCCUGCGCCUGGCCUGGUCCUUCCCGUUUAGGGUGGAGUGGGCUGCCAGGAGGGGAGGGGAGGCCAGAGGUCCCGCAUGGCAGGAGCAGGCCCAGCCUCCGAGCCAGACUGGGGUGGAAGCACUGGACACAUUCCCCUGUCAGGCUCUCUUAUCCUGACCCAGAUGGGCUGACAUCUCUGUGCUUUCAUGGCCCCCAAAAGCCCCCUUCCUGCCCUGGAUCACACACAGGGACACGUACCCCAACAGACCAGACCCACUUUCCAAGGCUCAGACACUCUUGCCGCCCUGGAGCCACACACUCAACCAGGGGAGGAAACAGGCACCAGACAGAGAUGGCAGCAGCUGUGUCAUGGCUCCCUCGCCCACCGCACAAAGAGCCCUGCACUCCUGUCCAGUCACACUUCUGCACACCAGCCCCUCACCCCAGCUACUCUGUUAGUGACACUUCACAUUCCUCCCACAAUCCCACCUGCCUGUUCACACCCUGGCUCCUGCAGGCACCUUUCUUGCUCCUCCCAUACCUUCUGGGUAACAACACCCUUUCAAACUCUCCCACACACUUGUCCUGACUCCUUCCCUACAGCCCCCUGCCUGGCUCUCAGCAGGCUGCCCAGCCCCCUGGCUUCACAGUCCAGAACCCUCUCACUCCAGCAAAAGCCAGACACCUGUGAUUCUACUGACUUCCAAAGGCAGGGCAGCUCGCCCACCUGUCUGUUUCUUUCCCUGGGCCUUGGUUUCUUCUGGAAGAGAAGGGCAGGGAGGGGGCUGCAAAAGAGACCCAGAUGGGCUGGAGUGGAGAUGGAGCCCCACAUGGUUGUGCAGAGGGACAUUAGUGGGGAUAGUGCAACCCCUCACGUGAGCCCAGGCACCUGGUUGUUGGCAAAGCUAGGUCUCCUGACUUCUGGGUCUGCCUGUACCCACUCAGUAAUCACUUCUUAGCAGCCUGGGGAAGAGGGAACUAAAGAGAGGAUGGAAGGGAGAGAGGAAGAGGGGGGAGGGCAGCCAGCCCAGAGGACAAGGAAAAGGGGCUGUUUCUUGUGGACCUUUCCCUGGGAAGGCAGGUCCCUGAGAGCUGUUUCCUACAGUCUAAAUACCAGGAUCUCUCACCACAGUGGAGGCAGCACCCCCAAAAUUGCUUCCCUCCCCUAGUUCCCCUCAACAGACCCUACAGCAGUCACCAGGAUGCUGGUCCUGGUCUAGCCUGAGGGCCGGGCCUUUGCUUCUGGCGCCUGAUUAGCUCAACACCUGCGGAGCUCUGUGAUGCCCCCUGAUGGCCCUGACAACCACAUCUUCCGCUGAUCAUCUCUUGGCCACCAAGCCCCUGUGCAGUCUCCUGGCUGACUCAUCCUGACCACCCUGACCACCCUGACACUUAUGCACCUCUGAGCCCCCCACUCACUGAGUGAGGUCGGCCUGGGGAUACAGGCCAGGACUGAGGGGCAGCUGGUGGAAGACACGUGAAUGUGGCGACACAAGCCAGCCGCAAGCUGCGCUGGGUUCCAGUGCUUACACCUGAACCACAGGUGUCUCUGCCCGAGGUGCUGUCAGUUUUGCUGCCUGAGAUAUGGGGACAUCUUGCCCAGAGUGGAAGCUCUCCUAAUAGAGGGGGACUCGUGGGGGAUGCUAGCGUGCCUGUGCACCGUGCUCUGGCACCUCCCUGCAGUGCCAGCCCUCAACCGCACAGGGGACCCGGGGCCUGGCCCCUCCAUCCAGAAAACCUAUGACCUCACCCGCUACCUGGAACACCAACUCCGCAGCUUGGCUGGGACCUACCUGAACUACCUGGGCCCCCCUUUCAAUGAGCCUGACUUCAAUCCACCUCGGCUGGGGGCAGAGACUCUGCCCAGGGCCACUGUCAACUUGGAUGUGUGGCGAAGCCUCAAUGACAAACUGCGGCUGACCCAGAACUACGAGGCUUAUAGCCACCUUCUAUGCUAUUUGCGUGGCCUCAACCGCCAGGCCGCCACAGCCGAGCUGCGCCGCAGCCUGGCCCACUUCUGCACCAGCCUUCAGGGCCUGCUGGGCAGCAUUGCGGGUGUCAUGGCAGCUCUGGGCUACCCGCUGCCCCAGCCUCUGCCUGGGACUGAGCCCACCUGGGCCCCUGGCCCUGCCCACAGCGACUUCCUCCAGAAGAUGGACGACUUCUGGCUACUGAAGGAGCUGCAGACCUGGCUGUGGCGCUCAGCCAAAGACUUCAACCGGCUCAAGAAGAAGAUGCAGCCUCGGGCAGCUGCAGUCACCCUGCACCUGAAGGCCCAUGGCUUCUGAUCUCUAACCCUUACCACCUCUUUUCUCUUCUCCCUCUUUAAACUCUGUUCUGGAUCUGGGAAGGAGAAACCUAUAUGCCAACACUUGUUGAACCAGGAGACAGAAGCCAUGAGCCUCUGGCUCUUCCUGGACUUGGAGGAGGGUAAGAUGCAAUAAGGCCCAUCCCCUCCCAGCUUCCCAAAGUCCUGCAGGUCUGAGAAAGAGGUGCAAUAGGCCCCAUCCCAUUUCCAUGGGAAGUAAUGCUCAAGGGAGCCUGAAGUGGUUCAAGUUGGUGCAGAGGCUUUCACAUCUUCCUGCCUCCUGCCCACCACUUGCCAGUGCCCACCCAGCCCCUCAAGGGACACUUACAGGAAGCAUGCCUAUAGGGUAGGGAGGGAGCCCCCACAGCCUGUGCCUUUCUGGGGUGAAGCCCUUUGGCUGUCCUACUCUCCUUAGGUAGGUAUUGCUCCCCUACCCCCAAAUAACACAAUACAUCCAAUUCAGCAAACAAACAUGGUGGCAAGUCCAAACAGGAAGAAAUGGGGUUAAAAAUGCAAGAGGUAGGGUCUGCCUUGGAGGUUCUACAGAAAGCAGAGGGACAGGGAGAGACCGGACCCAGGGGUCAUCAAGACAGUCAGUGGCACAGGGUGCUAACCAAAAGGACCUUGCUUCAUAUUUUCUUGCUAACAUCACAGUGCCUCCUCUCUGCCCUCUUUCCCAGGGUAUCUGUGGGUUGCCCAGGCUGGGGAGGGCAACCAUAGCCACAGCCACAGGAGUUCCUGAAAGUUUACAUUGCAGUAGCAUUUCAGGGUGUAGGGGGCAGCUCCCCCAGGCCCUGCCCCCCAGCACCACCCACUCAUGACUCUUAAGUUUGUUGUAUUAAUAUUUAUUUAUUUGGAGAUAUUAUUUAUUAGAUGAUAUUUAUUGCAGAAUUUCUAUUCUUAUAUUAACAAAUAAAAUGCUUGCCCCAAAACUUUAUCUCCUUGCCUGGC
Molecule: messenger RNA, 3510 nt
Organism: Manis pentadactyla (Chinese pangolin)
Lineage: Eukaryota; Metazoa; Chordata; Mammalia; Pholidota; Manidae
Gene: CLCF1
Product: cardiotrophin like cytokine factor 1
Exons: 4
Coding region: 1733-2539 (268 amino acids)
Source: RefSeq, a predicted model, not a curated record